Molecule: messenger RNA, 1476 nt
Organism: Mustela erminea (ermine)
Lineage: Eukaryota; Metazoa; Chordata; Mammalia; Carnivora; Mustelidae
Gene: DCPH1
Product: acidic residue methyltransferase 1
Exons: 5
Coding region: 4-1437 (477 amino acids)
Biological process (GO): DNA damage response
Cellular component (GO): nucleus; cytoplasm
Molecular function (GO): phosphatase activity
Source: RefSeq, a predicted model, not a curated record
CCCAUGCCCCGCCCUUUCUCAGCCCCUCCUUGGCGCCGGAACCGCCUCUCUCGCCGCCGCGGGUGCGACGUGAGCGUCGGAGUCGGCGCCGGCAGCGGCGCGGUGGCGGUGAUGGCCGGGACUCCGGCGUCUCUCUCGGGACGGGACGAAGGAUCGUUUGCGUAUCUUACAAUUAAAGACAGAAUACCACAGAUCCUAACCAAGGCUAUUGAUACAUUGCAUCGACAUAAAAAUGAAUUUUUUGAAAAACAUGGAGAGAAAGGCACAGAAGCUGAAAAGAAAGCAAUUUCUCUUCUUUCUAAAUUACGAAAUGAAUUGCAAACAGAUAAACCAAUAAUCCCUUUUGUUGAGAAGUUUGUUGAUACUGACAUAUGGAAUCAGUACCUAGAAUAUCAACAGAGUCUUUUAAAUGAAAAUGAUGGAAAACCCAGGUGGUUUUACUCACCUUGGUUGUUUGUAGAAUGCUACAUGUAUCGUAGAAUUCAUGAAGCAAUUAUCCAGAGUCCACCAAUUGAUGACUUUGAUGUAUUUAAAGAAUCAAAAGACCAAAAUUUCUUUGAGUCACGGGAAUCUAUCAUUGCUUUGUGUACUCACCUACAAGAGGUGGUAAGAGCCAUCGAAGACCUAGAUGAAAAUCAGCUGAAAGACGAAUUUUUCAGACUUCUUCAGAUUUCACUGUGGGGGAAUAAGUGUGAUCUGUCUCUAUCAGGCGGGGACACCAGUUCUCAGAAAACCAAUAUAAUUAAUUCUUUGGAGGAACUAAAACCUUUGAUUUUAGUGAAUGACACGGAACAUCUUUGGUCACUGCUUACCAACUGCAAGAAAACAAGAGAAAAAGCGUCUAUUACCAGAGUAGAUAUUGUCUUGGAUAAUUCUGGGUUUGAACUUGUUACAGAUUUAGUUUUAGCUGACUUUUUGUUGUCCUCUCAACUGGCUACUGAGAUCCAUUUUUAUGGAAAAAUGAUUCCGUGGUUUGUGUCUGAUACAACUAUCCAUGAUUUUAACUGGUUAAUUGAACAAAUGAAAGAGUCUGAUGAUAAGUGCAUGUCCCAGUGUGGGGCUGCCUGGGAAACCUAUAUUAACAUGGGCAGGUGGGUUUACCAGGAUCAUAUAUUUUGGACUCUGCCUCAUGAAUUCUGCGUCAUGUCUCAGGUCGCUCCUGGCCUGUACGCUGAACUACAGAAGGCACAUUUAAUUUUAUUCAAGGGUGAUUUGAACUAUAGGAAGUUGACAGGCGAUAGGAAGUGGGAAUUUACUGUUCCCUUUCAUCAGGCUUUGAAUGGCUUCCACCCUGCCCCUCUCUGCAGCAUACGGACAUUAAAAGCUGAGAUCCAGGUGGGGCUGCGGCCGGGGCAGGCCGAACAGUACAUGACCUCUGAGCCCAACUGGCUGACCACCGGCAAGUAUGGGGUAUUGCAGUUCGAUGGUCCACUCUGACUUGCUUUAAGAACUCUUAGGUUGUGUAGGGAGAGACGA